CAUGACAGUGUGGUGUUGCAGCUCCAGCAGCAUGAUGGUGUUUCCCACUGACAGCUGCAGGUAUUUGGGGCGUGGCUUAUUACAUAGGUGUGUGAGGAAGAGGUCGCUCUCAGGUGUUUCAGCAUUCCCAGUUUCGAGACGGUACAGGAAGCCCCACUGACAUUUGGAUUUAACUUUAAACGACGUGCAAACAAACUUUUGUUUCUACAUAUUCAAAGACCCACAAGUUUGCAGCAGUCUUGGGAAGGUGAACCGGAUCCUGUUGGACUUCAGCUGGAGUCCAAAGAGAGGUUUGGAAGAUGAAUUCCGCCAGAUAUGAAUACGACGGCCACAACGGCCGCCACGAGCGGAUUGACUUCUUAACCAGCAAAGAGAAGGCGUCACCAAAGCGGAAACUCGGCAUUGUGAUCGGGGUCCUUGUGGCGCUUCUCAUCGCCGCCGUUGCAGGGUUCCUCAUUUGGUGGUUUCUCUUUAAAGAUGCUGAUUCAAAAGCCACUCUCAGUAAGCAGCUCAGCCCGUCAACGCAGGUCUUCAGCGGGCACAUGAAGUUGGUUGAUGUGCCGUAUAACCAGAAGCUGGAGGACACCAACAGCAAGGAGUUUGGGGAUUUGGCGAACAAACUGGAGGGAGUUCUCAAGGAAAACUUCAAGAAAGAUCCGCUCCUCGGAAGCUACUACACUAAGUCUGUGGUCACUGCGUUCAGUGAGGGCGUGAUAGCCUACUAUUGGUCCCAGUUUGAUGUUCCAGUGGAAGACCUGGAGCUCGUGCCGGAGUUCUCAGAGGAGCGGGUGUUGGAGACGCUGGAGAAUGGCACGCAGAUGUUGGGUAGACUGGGGAGCAAGAAGGAACUCAAGAUCAGUGAAGUCACUGCCGCAAUCACAGAUCCUCGCAUGGCCAGGAACCCCAGAGCCAAGGAGUGUUUCCAUCGUCUGGAGGCUACAGGAGGGGUACAAAGAUUUAUCUCACCAGGGUACCCCAAAGGCUACCCCCCCAGGUCUCGGUGUCAGUGGCAAAUCCGAGCUGCAGAGAACAGCGCCAUAUUUGUCACUUUUCCUUCUUUCCACAUCGAGGAUGACUGCACUGACGACUUUGUCUCCAUCUAUGACUCUUUGAGUCCGGAUGAUUCUCAGGCCAUCACAGAGAAGUGUGGUCAGAGGCCCCCCUCCAACCCUCUGGAGGUGGUGUCAUCCGGCAACAUCAUGCUGAUUAAUUUGAUUACUGACAGUCAAGUCCAGAGGUCUGGCUUCUUGGCCGAGUAUAGCGCCAUCCCCAGGUCUAAAGUUCAAACCUGUGGUGGCGUCCUCUCUGACAAAACUGGAUUCUUCACCUCCCCACUUCACCCCAGCUUCUAUCCUCCUGCAGUGGACUGCAAGUGGACCAUCGAGGUUGCCACUGGGAAGAAGGUGCAGGUGAAGUUCACCCUGUUCCGCAUGAAAGAGCCUGGGGUGGACACCCGUGUGUGUCACAAAGACUAUGUGGAGGUUAUGGGCACCAAGUAUUGCGGAGAAAUUACCUCUUUGGCUCUCAUCAGUGACAGCAACUCCCUGAAUGUGAUGUUCCACUCCGACGAGUCCUUCACAGACAAAGGCUUCAGAGCCGAGUACAGCGUUUUCGAUCCUGCAAACCCUUGCCCCAAACAGUUUGCCUGCCGCUCUGGCAUCUGCAUCACCAAAGAGCUGAAGUGUGAUGGCUGGAACGACUGCGGUGAUAUGAGCGAUGAGAUGGAGUGCAAGUGCGAUAACGAUCAGUUUUCUUGUGAUAAUGGCCUGUGCAAACCCAAACUCUGGUUGUGCGAUCGCGUCAACGACUGCGGAGACUGGAGCGACGAGAAGAGUUGCAGUUGCGAUGAGAACGAGUGGCGCUGUGGUGACGGGAUUUGUAUGCCUCAGGAUGUUGUGUGUGAUAAGAAGAAGGACUGUGAAGACGGAAGCGACGAGGCCAAUUGUAAAGCCUCUCCGGGCAUCUGCUCUGACUUCAGCUUCAAGUGUAAGAACAAAGAAUGUGUCAACAAGGUGAACGCCGAGUGUGACCGCAUCAACGACUGCUCUGAUGACUCCGACGAGGCCGGCUGCGCUUGUGGCAUCAGGCCCUAUAAGCUGAACCGCAUCGUAGGAGGGCAGAACGCCGAGAUGGGGGAGUGGCCCUGGCAGGUCAGCCUUCACUUCCUGAAAUACGGGCCCUCUUGUGGCGCCUCAAUCAUAUCUAAGAAGUGGCUCCUCUCGGCCGCUCACUGCUUUGCCACCGACAGCCCAGCGAACCAUAUUGCAUCCAACUGGCAAACCUACAGUGGCAUGCAAGACCAGUACAAGCACGAUGGCGUACAGCUCAGAAAAGUGAAGAGGAUCAUCACCCACCCGGAUUACAACUCGAUGACCUUUGACUACGACAUUGCGCUGCUGGAGCUCAGCGAGCCGCUGGAGUUCACCAACACCAUCCAACCCAUCUGCCUACCCGCUUCCUCCCACGUCUUCCCUGCAGGCAUGCCCUGCUGGGUCACAGGCUGGGGCUUGCUCCGGGAAGGAGGUAGAACGGCACAGGUGCUGCAGAAGGCGCAGGUGAAAAUCAUCAACGACACGGUGUGCGACGUUGUCACGGAGGGCCAAGUCACCUCCAGGAUGCUCUGCAGUGGAUUCUUGGCUGGAGGAGUUGACGCAUGCCAGGGAGACUCCGGAGGCCCCCUGGUGUGUUUCGAGGAGAGUGGGAAGUGGUUCCAGGCCGGCAUCGUGAGCUGGGGCGAGGGCUGCGCUCGUCGGAACAAGCCCGGCGUCUACUCUCGCGUCACCAAGCUGAGAGACUGGAUCAAGAAGGAGACACAGAUUUGACGACGUCGGUAGGAACGGGGUGGGAUGAAGAGCGGGGAACAACAUCGUAGUGCUAAAAAUAAUGGAGACGGAACAUUUAAGUCUAAUUCAGGACGAGUCUCUCCAAGAUGUAUUCAUUUAGCAGCAGACUGAGGAUAAUGCUGCACGGACCCAACCACUCACAUGAAUGACUUAACGCACUUUAUUUGGUUGCCAACCCCCAUUUUCCCACUCCUCACACACACAUAAACCACACCAACUCUUAUUUUGUAUAGUUUUUAAAGGCGUAAAUCAUCAUAGUGUCUUUUACCCUCAUCAAUAGUCAUGUUUACGCAUUACAAAUAAUGAAAUAUGCCAAUUCUGGGGAUAUUUUUCCAAUAUUUGUCCAAUGUAACUUUUCAAGAGGGAUGCAGAAUCUGAACAUUUUACACUUUUAAAAAAAGAAGAAGUAAAUUGUGCUUUUAAGCCUUUAGUAUUGUGUAUUUCCAAACAGGUGAGAUGCCUUCAUCCUUUUGGGCUGCAGUGAAUGUUGUACUUUGCCAGUGGGUUCGUGCUGUAGAUAUACCGGUAGCUAUAAAUUUGGGGUUUCAUUUAUCAUGCAUCUUAAAGUACCAUAACUCUUGUUUUAGCCUGUUUGCUACAAAACACUCGUACAUUACUGCUGACCACUUUCCAAAGCAUAGCAUAGCUUUUCAGAUUGAUUAAAGCGUUUUUAUCUACCUAUCUGCCAGGCAGCCAUUAGUCUCAGAUUGUAUCAGUAAAGUAUAAACAUUAACUUGUAGAGACAUCUGCAUUAGCGUAACAGAAGUUAAGAGAAAGAAACAAAAGUACAAGAAGAUUCAGGGUAAUUUUUAUAUCGUAUUAAAAUGAAUGAAAAGCAGAAGUGUAUAAAAUACUUAUUAUAAAAGCCCACAACGGUAUACCAGAUUUGUAGUCGGGGGGGCUAAAAUACCAGCAUGGAAAGACCGGAGUGACCCUGAAGUUGCUUUAAGUGGUUGUUGAUCUGAACAGGGGUCAGUAUCAGAUCAGUAUUUCUAUUGCAUAUUGACAGAUGCUUACUGGCUUUGCCUGGUCUGUGGAUGAGAUGCCAAAAUGUGAUAUUCAAAAGGGGGGCUAGAGGAUGAGGAUUAGAUCCAGUUGGCGUUUGCACAUGUCUCUAGUCAAGCUCAGGGGUCUUCAGUCACACACACACCUGAGAGCCAAAACAAACAAUUUUCACCAGCUUGCUAGAGCAAUGCAGCGAGUUCUUAUCCCUACAAGUUUCCUCUCACGACCAACUCAGUCAACUUCUAAAUCUAAGAUUUGACUGGAUGCUUCCUUUUACUCUAUUUGCCUUCAUCUCUUACUUAUCCUGGAAAGAUUGUAUCCUGGAUAAGCGAACCAAAGAUUUGCAUAAGUAUUAUUUAUUGAAGGGGAAAGAAUUUAAGAAGAAAAACUUGUUGAGGAUAAUGCUCAACGGACCUCUUUUAUUAAUUCCAUGGAGCCUUACAGUGAAACUAUGCAAGCGUAAAUGUGUGUUUUUCAGAGCGCAGGGGACUCUUAGAUAUUUUAAGAUAUUUUUAUGAGCAUUGUACAGUGUGAUUUGGAGUAUGGACAUACUUUAUUAUCUUCCUUUAUAUGUUUUUAUAUGAAAGAGACAGAAUAAUAAAGAUCUUUUAUCAGAUUCCUCAGUACCUAAUUGCAUCACCUGUAUCAUUUGUCUUUGACGAGGUCUCGUUUUGUCUUGUGUUGUGCAUAAUAAAUGCAUGUCUUGCGA
Sebastes umbrosus (honeycomb rockfish) is the source of this 4557-nucleotide messenger RNA. It is a transcript of the gene st14, whose product is annotated as suppressor of tumorigenicity 14 protein homolog. The record is from RefSeq and is a predicted model, not a curated record. The transcript has 19 exons. Gene Ontology annotation, biological process: acrosome reaction; proteolysis. The coding region runs from base 300 to 2822 and encodes 840 amino acids. NCBI's taxonomy places the organism in Eukaryota, Metazoa, Chordata, Actinopteri, Perciformes, Sebastidae. Gene Ontology annotation, molecular function: serine-type endopeptidase activity; protein binding.